Paramecium pentaurelia is the source of this 1070-nucleotide messenger RNA. NCBI's taxonomy places the organism in Eukaryota, Ciliophora, Oligohymenophorea, Peniculida, Parameciidae. The record is from the annotation of a GenBank genome assembly.
UAUGGCAGGAGGAUUAGAAAGAGUAUAUGGAACCGAAGAAGACAAGGUUAUCAAUACAUCUUAUAAUAUAGGUUAAUUGUUCAUUCUAUAUCAAAAUUGGUGCCUGUAGAUAUGAAAAUAAAUGCUAAAGAAUCCACAGCAUACCUCCCAUUUCUUAAACAAUAUUAUUUAAAGUAAUAAUUCAUACAUGAAAUUUAAAGCAUAUGUACCAAAAUUCUCCUAUAGAAGUUGCAAUAGCAUCUGGAAAUGCAGUGUCUUAGGCAGGUAUAGAGGAAGCAUUAGAAAAAUUCGAAAACUUUUAUGAAGAUGUAUUUUUAAAGGUAUGGUAUAGAUUUAUAUAUGUAUAACAGUUGGCUGAAUUUGGAGAGAUUGAAGAUCUAAUAGUAUGUGAAAACAUAGGUGAUCAUUUAGUUGGCAAUGUGUAUGUGAAAUAUACAUCUGAAUAUUAUGCCGAAGGUUGUUUUAAUGCUUUACAAAAUCUAUCGUAUGAAAACAGACCAUUAUCAAUGGAAUAUUCACCUGUACUUGAUUUCAGCAGUGCUAAAUGUAAACAAUACAUUGAUGGUACAUGUCAAAGGUAUAAAAUUACAUAUUUAUUUAGAGGUGGAGCUUGUAAUUACUUACAUCUUAAGAAAAUAUCAACAAAAUUCAAGAAAAGUUUAUUCAAUUAAAUGUUUGAAGAACAUCCUGAUUACAAAGAAAAAAAAGAAAAAGAAAUUAAUGAGUAUUAUCAUUUAAAUUACUAUUUAUUAGAAAAAGUCCAAAAAAACAUAAAAAGAAGGAAAAGAAAUCUAAAAAGAAGAAGAGUAGCAGUAGUAGAGAAUCAAGCAGAAGAAACUCUAUUGAAAGAUAAAAAAUGAUUAAUGAUUGGAAUGAAACAGGAAUUUAAAAUGUAAUAUAAUUAUAAUAUAUAUUAGGUAUCUUAAGCAUAAAAAAUGAUGUAUGGAAAUAAUAUGCCAGCUCCAGUUUAUACACCUAAAGUUUCUAUGAGAACAAGUCCAGAGUUAUUACAAUUAUAAUUACAAUUAGCUGCAUUAAAAGAGUAAUUAAAUGCUAUUAAAAUGAGCUGA